Messenger RNA from Cladophialophora immunda, 1094 nucleotides. RefSeq lists its product as uncharacterized. The record is from RefSeq and is a predicted model, not a curated record. Gene Ontology annotation, molecular function: oxidoreductase activity, acting on the CH-OH group of donors, NAD or NADP as acceptor. NCBI's taxonomy places the organism in Eukaryota, Fungi, Ascomycota, Eurotiomycetes, Chaetothyriales, Herpotrichiellaceae. The transcript is spliced from 3 exons. Bases 125 to 1030 code for a protein of 301 amino acids.
CAAUAAAGGCCCUUGCAGGAGCCAGUAUUCGAUCGCAUCUGGUCUACCCUGGAGCUAAUUGGAUCCAACCACAUCGCUUCGUCGAAGUGUAUCAGUAUCCCUGCAGUUGCUCUUCCUCCCCGAUAUGGCAGCGUACCCACCUUUCGCGCCUCCAAAUGGUGCAAACUUCACUCAGACGAUCCACAACGACACGUACCCUUUCAUUGAUUCCAGAGCCAAAUCGAAUCAUACGGGAAGGGCUGUUUUCGUUUCUGGAGGCAAUCGUGGGAUCGGGAAAGCGAUUGCCAUAUCAUUUGCUCAAUCUGGGGCGUCUUUCAUUGGGCUAGGAUGUCCUGACGGCUUUGGGGAUCCUCCUGUCAACAUUGAGAUCGAAAAUGCCGCGAAGAAAUACGGAAGACCUCCUCCCACAGUUCUCCUGCUCCAUUUGGACGUGACGGAUGAUGCGUCAGUUGCAGCCGCAGCCGCCAAAGUGCACGAGUCUUCACCCAGGCUGGACGUCUUGGUGAACAACGCCGGGUUCAUGACACCGGCACUGCCCAUAGUGGAAGCCAACAACGAUUCGUGGUGGAAGACGUUUGAAGUCAAUUUAAGAGGAAUCUUCCUCAUGUGCAAAUAUUUUACACCCCUCUUGACUUCGACGCCGGACGGCCUGAAGACACUUGUCAAUGUCAACUCUGUGGCAGCGCACAACCUCCGCCCCGAGGCGAGUGCAUAUGGGACCUCCAAAUUCGCCGCCUUGAAGUUCACCGAGUUUCUACUGGUGGAACAGAGGAAACAGGGACUGAUCGCUUUCUCGGUGCAUCCUGGCGGGGUCAUGACGCAGCUGGCCGAAGCAAUGCCUAAACAAACACACGCGACUUUUACGGACAGUCCGUCAUUGGCCGGGGACACUAUCGCCUUUCUCACUUGCGAAAGACGGGAAUGGCUCGCCGGGAGGUAUCUAAGCUGUACGUGGGACAUGGAGGAGCUGCUUUCGAGGCAGAAAGAGAUAGAGGAGGGUGACAAGUUAAAAGUGCGCCUUGUUCUGUAGUGCCAUUCCUGGCAGAAGUUACAGGUGGAAGGUGCUGCCGCGCCGGUCAACAGCACGAAAUAUG